AUGUCUCUUAAGGUCGUCGUCCUCGCCUGCGUGGCUGUCGUCGCUCUGUGCGACAAAGCCCCAGUCCACGCCCCUCAUUCUCCCGUUUACGCCCCUAGACCUUCCUACCACGCCCCUGCUCCUUACUACGCCCCCGAACCCGCCUACCACGCCCCAAAGCCCGCCUACCACGCUCCAAAACACUAUGAAAAUGAGUACCCUGACGUGCCCCCGAAGUACAACUACAACUACGGUGUCGCCGACGGUUACUCCGGCGCCAACUUCGGCCACACCGAGUCCCGCGACGCAACAACAUGUAAAAUAAGCGUUAGUAUAGGUCUUAGAAGAAAUUUUGGCCUAUAG
This is a messenger RNA of Penaeus indicus, 342 nucleotides long. RefSeq names its product cuticle protein 8-like. Lineage: Eukaryota; Metazoa; Arthropoda; Malacostraca; Decapoda; Penaeidae. The transcript is spliced from 4 exons. Gene Ontology annotation, cellular component: extracellular matrix. Bases 1 to 342 code for a protein of 113 amino acids. The record is from RefSeq and is a predicted model, not a curated record.